AUGGACGGCGGGGUUACUCAUUCGUCGACUAAUAACUCGAGUAACGAUGAUUUAAUCCAAAAGCUUCUUGAAGAAGCCCAUGCCCGACUGCAAUCUUCGUCGUCUUCGGCGGAAAACUCUCUUGCAGGCAUCGAUAACGACACCUUGCCCGCCGACGUUCCCAGAGUGCCUUCAUUGCCUGCAGCAGCUGGCCUGAAGCCUUACAUUCAUCAGCGUAAUGAGGUCGCCUCUAUCAACAAUGCUCAAAUGACCCUGCCCUCCGAAAUAUAUUCAUCUGAGAAGUCAUCAUCUCGUGGUCCCAAGCCAUCUGCAAAACCAAAGGAAAAGGAAGAUGCUGGCAAUGACUGGUUCAACAUGCCGAAGACGAUAAUGACUCCAGAGUUGAAAAGAGACUUGCAACUUCUACGAAUGCGCAACGUUCUGGACCCCCACAGACACUACAAGAAGGAGAGCGGCAAUGCUGUGCCAGAGUAUUCUCAGGUUGGAACCAUCAUUGAAGGACCGACUGAAUUUUUCAAGUCUCGAGUAACGAAGAAGGAUCGCAAGGAUAACUUUGUCCAAGAGGCACUUGCUGUGGAAAAGGAGUCUGGCCGUUUCAAGGCCAAGUACAACCAGGUCCAGGUUGCCAAAACCAGUGGCAAGAAAGCACAUUACAACCGUCUACGAGCGAAACGUCGUCGUUGA
This is a messenger RNA of Talaromyces atroroseus, 684 nucleotides long. RefSeq lists its product as hypothetical. NCBI's taxonomy places the organism in Eukaryota, Fungi, Ascomycota, Eurotiomycetes, Eurotiales, Trichocomaceae. The record is from RefSeq and is a predicted model, not a curated record. Gene Ontology annotation, biological process: RNA processing. Gene Ontology annotation, cellular component: nucleolus. Bases 1 to 684 code for a protein of 227 amino acids. Gene Ontology annotation, molecular function: RNA binding. The transcript is spliced from 3 exons.